This is a messenger RNA of Centruroides sculpturatus (bark scorpion), 861 nucleotides long. Its product is annotated as gamma-aminobutyric acid receptor-associated protein. The record is from RefSeq and is a predicted model, not a curated record. Lineage: Eukaryota; Metazoa; Arthropoda; Arachnida; Scorpiones; Buthidae. Bases 287 to 640 code for a protein of 117 amino acids. The transcript is spliced from 3 exons. Gene Ontology annotation, cellular component: cytosol; autophagosome membrane; autophagosome. Gene Ontology annotation, biological process: autophagy of mitochondrion; autophagosome assembly; cellular response to nitrogen starvation. Gene Ontology annotation, molecular function: ubiquitin protein ligase binding; GABA receptor binding.
AAAAAUCCCGCAGUCACAAGAUACGGUGACGUCGUUGUCAGAAGGUUAACUCGUCGUACUUUAAUUCUCGAGUUUCGGGUUUGUUAUUUUUUUUUUAGAAAAAUAUUAUUUAAUUAUUCGUAAAUAAUUCGACAUUCGACGUCGGAAGAUUCGACGGUAGGAUAAAUCUACGUUGGGAUUUAAAUCUCGUGCGUUACGUCAGACGAGGAACGAUCAAAAAAGACGCAGACGAAGUUCUGUUUGUUUUUGUUUUGAAAAAAACAAAUGAUUUUAUGCUGAAAACAAGAUGAAGUUCGUUUAUAAAGAAGAGCAUCCGUUCGAAAAGCGUAGGAGCGAAGGAGAGAAAAUUAGAAAGAAGUAUCCCGAUCGAGUUCCUGUAAUUGUGGAAAAGGCUCCGAAGGCUAGGAUUGGAGAUCUGGAUAAGAAAAAAUAUCUGGUUCCAUCAGACCUUACAGUAGGUCAGUUUUAUUUUCUAAUAAGAAAAAGAAUUCACUUAAGGCCCGAAGAUGCUCUAUUCUUUUUUGUAAACAAUGUAAUUCCUCCCACAAGUGCAACAAUGGGUUCUCUCUAUCAGGAACAUCAUGAAGAAGACUUUUUCCUGUACAUAGCUUACAGUGACGAGAGUGUCUACGGACACUAGACGUGAUGCAAAAACGAGGCGUAACAAAAUUUUUUUCGGCAGAAAUAGUAAAAUUUACAGGUAGUCUUUGCUCGUAACCGUAUUCAUCUAUAACCGUCAUGUUACCUACCCAGUACGCUUGGAAAAAAAAAAAUAUUAAUAAAAUUUAAAAAUUAUAUAGCACAGUUUCUCAUUCACAAUGUAAAAUUUAAAUUAUUCUAACCAGACAGUAUGUAGUAUGU